This is a messenger RNA of Leptidea sinapis, 1360 nucleotides long. RefSeq lists its product as uncharacterized. Gene Ontology annotation, molecular function: DNA binding. Lineage: Eukaryota; Metazoa; Arthropoda; Insecta; Lepidoptera; Pieridae. The transcript has 2 exons. Gene Ontology annotation, cellular component: transcription regulator complex; nucleus. Bases 260 to 1198 code for a protein of 312 amino acids. Gene Ontology annotation, biological process: regulation of transcription by RNA polymerase II. The record is from RefSeq and is a predicted model, not a curated record.
GCCUGUCCAGAUGAAGCGUUUUACGCGCGAGUUCACUCGCGCGUUGACACUCGCGCGUAACCGAGGUACUAGAGCUACGUACAUCCCGUCCAGAUGCCUACGCGCGUUUCCUCACUCGCGCGUAAAACGCGUGCAAUGAGCGGGACUCUCGACUCGCGCGUCCCAUGCGCGAGCGCCGCGCGAGUCGAGGUACUCGGGGGCCUGUGCUGCGUCCAGUACUACGCGCGUGUCCGUGGCGAGUGGACGUAUUUGGUUCAAAAUGGAGCGUGAUAACUUUGACACGGAACUUUUUAUCGACGAAAUUGAGAAAAGGGUAGCUCUAUGGGACAUGGAAUCAUCAGAUUAUUCUAAUAGAACCAUUAAACGUAGGAACUGGGAAGAAAUAGUGGAAAUUUUUUGUGAAGUUGGUGAUUCCGAAGAGAAAAAAAAAACUUUAGGUACUUUAUUGCAGAAGAAGUGGAAAGGGUUGCGUGAUGGCUUUGUGAGAGAAAUGAAGAAGAAGAAAACCACACCGUCUGGAUCAGGAGCCUCCGGCAAAGCCAAAUAUAUUUAUUUUGAACGUUUGAUGUUUCUCGAAAGAUCGACACGGAAUAAAAUAACUGAGAGCAACAUCAACACCGCGUGUGUUGCAACUGAAGAACAGGAGUUUUCUGGCGAUGGGGAAGAUGUGAUGAGACCUCCACGUAGUCAGGCAAAAAAGAAGAAAAAACUAAAUGCGGCUGACGAAGAAUUCCUCUCAAUCAUAAAAACAAAUUUAGCAUCUGGGAAUCAGCCACAGGCAACAAACCAAAUAGAGUCAGAUGAUGACAAACUAUUUUGUUUGUCCUUACACAAAGAGCUUCUUAAAGUACCAGAGGAAAACAGACUUCAAACAAAAAUUGAAUUAAUGAAAGUACUUCAAGCUCAACAAGCUCUGUGUCUUAGACCUGCAGCAGCUCGUUCCGACUACCAACCUUCGACACAAUAUCAUUACCAAACAGGAAUGACACAACGUGGACAGAGAGAUUAUUUUGGAGAAACAGGAUAUACCACAACAGACCCUUCAACAUCUUCGUUUCCACCUGAAACCUUUUCGACUUACAAUCGAGGUUAUUGCAAUGCGUCACGACCACCAACGACGUCUAGCUACAAACACCCUUCACCGGCAUCUACACAAGAUUCCAAUGAAUCUGAAUUAAUGGAACUAUACGAUAAUUAAAUUAAAUCUUAAGUACCUACCUAUAUUAUAUAAGAAUGAUGAUUCCUAAUUUUUGUUAAUUUUGUUUAAAUUCUUUAUUUUUGUUAAUUGGGCUUAUAAUUGUUACUUAAGGUAUUACUAAAGCAAUAAAAAAUAUUACCUCAAAGUAAUCACGAGUUUUUC